Thamnophis elegans (Western terrestrial garter snake) is the source of this 672-nucleotide messenger RNA. RefSeq names its product sclerostin (gene SOST). The record is from RefSeq and is a predicted model, not a curated record. NCBI's taxonomy places the organism in Eukaryota, Metazoa, Chordata, Lepidosauria, Squamata, Natricidae. Gene Ontology annotation, molecular function: BMP binding. Bases 1 to 672 code for a protein of 223 amino acids. Gene Ontology annotation, biological process: negative regulation of BMP signaling pathway; negative regulation of Wnt signaling pathway; ossification. The transcript has 2 exons.
AUGCCGAUCUUCCGAGCUAUGGCUUCUUUCGGCCUCCUGCUCUUCUGUCUCCAAAUCAACCUUCCCUCCGGGCGAAGCUGGCAAGUGCUUAAAAACGAUGCCGCGGAGUUCAUCCCAGAUUUCCUGGACAAGACCUUUGGGGCAGCGGAGCCGCCAGCGCAAGCGGCGUUUGCCUACAACGAGACCGAAAUCACGAGCAACCGAGCCCAGCAAGGACGGAGGAAUUCCCAGGUUUCUUCGGGAAGGAUGGAACCCCUGGAGUUUGGCUGCCGCGAAGUCUUUGUCACCCGCUACAUCACCAGCGGCCCUUGCCGCAGCACCAAGCCAAUUAAGGAGCUCGUAUGUUCUGGCCAAUGCGUGCCAACUCAUCUCCUCCCCAAUUCAAUUGGUAAGGGGAAAUGGUGGAGGCAGCAUGCCAUGGAUUACCGCUGCAUCCCGGCACAAGGUCAAUUCCAACGUGUCCAGUUAACCUGCCCUGGUGAGGAUAUUCAGUUUAUCAAGACCAGAAUCAUCACUUCCUGCAAAUGCAAGAGAUACACGCGCUACCACAACCGUUCUCAGCUCAAGGACUUCAGCAAGGAGACCACCCGUCCUCAGAAAAACAAAAAACCUCGGGUCCCCAGGGCCAGGGGCAGCAAGACCAACCAGGUGGAGCUGGAGAAUUCCUUCUAG